Prorocentrum cordatum is the source of this 939-nucleotide messenger RNA. Lineage: Eukaryota; Dinophyceae; Prorocentrales; Prorocentraceae. The record is from the annotation of a GenBank genome assembly.
AUGGAUUUUUGUUGCAUCCACCAAAACUGUAGAGACCGCGAGGGCAUUCCCCAGCAGUGCACCUACCAGCGUCUCGAAGACUCUGGAUCUUUCGAGGACGAUGCCAUCGGCCGCUUCGAGCCGGAGCAUGCGCUCUUCAAGGAGGCAUUGGGGAGCUUGGGGCGGUUUUACUCUCACCCCGCCACUGUCGUCUUCAUGCUGACCCAGUUUCCAGAUGAUUACGACGAUGCUGCAAAGUACACCCGGUUGGGUAACACGGAGCAGUACUUCAACCGUGGUUGGUGUUUCUGCGAGUCUUCCUGGGCGAUGUUGACGAAGGACUUCAGGUGCCUCGUGGAUCUCGGCCACUCCACCGGAGCAGAGACCUGCUACUACGGUGACUACGGCCGUGCGGACUCGCUGGUGACGGCCUGCGCGGCGGGGCGGAGGGCGCCCGUCCUGCCCGACGCCUUCGACGCGCAGCUGCAGCGCAAGGGGUUCACCAACGGCAAGGACGACAGGCCCCGGGUUGCCAAGCUCUACCGCUCCGCGUUCGCGCAGCGCCUCGAGGCCGCGGAGGAGCUGGUGUACGCGAGCCUGCACUGGGGGGACGAGGAGGCGCAGCAGCUGGCCGCCAUGCUCGCCUCGGGCGCCGCGCCCCAGCUGAAGAGGCUCCACCUCAGCGGCAACGAGGUGAGCGACGAGGGCGCCGCGCGGCUGGCAGAGGCCCUGCGCGCCCCGGGCGCGCUUCCCCGGCUCGAGGAGCUCAGCCUCGGCGGCAACCGCGUGGGCGACGAGGGCGCCGCGCGCCUGGCGGAGGCCCUGCGCGCCCCAGGCGCAGUGCCCCAGCUUCAGGUGCUCCGCCUCGGCGGCAACCCGCUCGGCGAGGCAGGCCAGGCGGCGCUGCGCGCCGCGUGGGCGGAGGCUGGGCGGCGGGGCUUCCUGAUGCUCAACAGCUGA